ACCAACGUACUAGCGGUCAUUUCUGUUUCCCGUUUCACUUUCGCUCAUUUUAAGAAUAAUCGUCGCCGGCUCAGCACAUUAUAAUAAUUAAGAACAAGAAGUUUUUUAAAAGUAAUCCAACAACAUCGUUGGUUAUUUAACAUCAACUUUCGCAUUCAUGGCCGCCAUAUUGGUUUGAUACAAGUGCGUGGGAAUAAGCACAUUCCUAAGAUCUCCAUCCAGUCAAGAUGUAUUUAUACAACUUGACUCUGCAAAGAGCCACCGGCAUCACCCACGCGGUCCACGGGAAUUUCUCCGGCACGAAGCUCCAGGAGAUACUCGUUUCCCGCGGGAAGUCACUGGAGCUUCUGCGGCCGGACCCAAACACCGGCAAAGUCCACACGCUGCUGGCUGUUGAAGUUUUCGGAAUAAUAAGGUCUCUUAUGGCCUUUAGGCUAACUGGAGGUACUAAAGACUACAUUGUUGUUGGCUCAGACUCGGGAAGAAUAGUAAUUCUCGAGUAUUUGCCUGCUAAAAAUGUCUUUGAGAAGGUUCAUCAAGAGACUUUUGGCAAGAGUGGCUGCAGAAGAAUUGUACCAGGUCAAUACUUGGCUAUUGAUCCUAAAGGACGUGCUGUAAUGAUUGCUGCAAUCGAGAAGCAGAAGCUCGUAUACAUUUUAAACAGAGACCCCGAAGCCCGUCUGACGAUAUCCUCGCCCCUGGAAGCGCACAAGAGCAAUACUCUAGUUUACCACACCGUUGGAGUGGACGUUGGGUUCGAGAACCCGAUGUUCGCGUGUCUGGAGAUUGACUACGAAGAAGCAGAUAGCGAUCCAACGGGCGAAGCAGCUGUGAAAACUCAGCAAACUUUGACCCUCUACGAGCUCGAUCUUGGUCUGAAUCACGUCGUGAGGAAGUACAGCGAGCCAUUAGAAGAGCACGCUAACUUCCUUAUCUCCGUACCCGGAGGAAACGACGGUCCCAGUGGAGUACUCAUUUGCUCAGAAAAUUAUCUGACUUACAAGAAUCUCGGGGAUCAGCCUGACAUUCGUUGUCCGAUCCCUCGGCGGCGGAAUGACUUGGACGAUCCUGAGCGGGGGAUGAUUUUUGUCUGUUCUGCGACACAUAAAACUAAAAAUAUGUUCUUCUUUCUCGCGCAAACCGAGCAAGGAGAUAUUUUCAAGAUAACGCUUGAAGUUGAUGAAGACAUGGUUACUGAGAUAAAACUCAAGUACUUUGACACAGUUCCCGUAGCAACGAGUAUGUGUGUACUCAAAACUGGUUUUCUCUUCGUCGCUUCGGAGUUUGGCAAUCAUUAUUUGUACCAAAUCGCUCAUCUGGGUGAUGACGACGACGAGCCAGAGUUCAGUUCCGCCAUGCCCCUGGAAGAAGGAGAUACCUUCUUCUUUGCACCACGGCCUCUGAGGAAUUUAGUUCUGGUUGAUGAGAUGGACAGUUUGUCUCCUAUUAUGACUUGCCAGGUCGCGGAUUUGGCAAACGAGGACACUCCACAGCUUUACAUCGCCUGCGGCAGGGGUCCAAGAUCUACUUUACGAGUCUUACGACACGGUCUUGAGGUCUCGGAAAUGGCUGUGAGUGAACUUCCGGGUAAUCCCAAUGCAGUUUGGACAGUAAAAAGAAGAAUCGACGAAGAAUAUGAUGCGUACAUCAUAGUGUCCUUCGUCAAUGCUACUCUUGUGCUUAGUAUCGGAGAGACUGUCGAAGAAGUAACGGACUCUGGUUUCCUUGGAACAACACCCACUCUCAGUUGUUCUGCUUUGGGGGAGGACGCUCUUGUACAAGUAUAUCCCGACGGUAUUCGUCAUAUACGUGCCGAUAAACGUGUCAAUGAAUGGAAAGCUCCGGGUAAAAAAACAAUUGUCAAAUGCGCAGUAAACCAACGUCAAGUCGUCAUUGCACUCACAGGAGGGGAAUUGGUCUACUUUGAAAUGGAUCCGACGGGUCAAUUGAACGAGUACACAGAGAGAAAGAAGAUGCCGUCAGAAGUGAUGUGCAUGGCUCUGGGAAAUGUCGCGGCUGGAGAACAAAGAUCUUGGUUUCUGGCGGUGGGUUUACAAGACAAUACCGUCAGGAUAAUUUCUUUGGACCCAUCGGAUUGUUUAGCACCGAGGAGUAUGCAAGCUCUUCCUGCUGCGGCUGAAAGCCUUUGCAUUGUCGAAAUGGGCGCUUCUAAAGACGUCGACAAUUCUGACGACACUGUCAUUCAAAAUCAGACGAGUUUAUAUUUAAAUAUUGGACUGCAAAAUGGAGUUUUACUCAGAACAGUACUGGAUCCAAUAUCUGGAGAUCUUGCAGACACACGGACUAGAUAUUUAGGAUCACGACCGGUAAAACUCUUUAGAAUAAAAAUGCAGGGAAGCCAAGCAGUUCUUGCAAUGAGCAGCAGAUCAUGGCUGAGCUAUUACUAUCAAAAUCGGUUCCAUUUGACUCCACUGUCUUAUGAAAGCUUAGAAUUCGCUUCGGGCUUCAGCUCUGAACAGUGUCCCGAGGGUAUUGUUGCUAUAUCUACAAAUACCUUGAGAAUUUUGGCGCUCGAGAAAUUAGGCGCUGUAUUUAAUCAAGUGAGCUUUCCGCUCGAGUACACACCGAGGAAGUUUGUGAUCCAUCCUGACUCGGCUAAUCUUAUCAUUAUUGAGACUGAACACAAUGCGUACACAGAGGACACGAAACAACAGAGGCGACUACAAAUGGCUGAAGAGAUGCAGGAAGCCGCUGGUGCAGAAGAAGCAACAGUAGCACGUGAGCUCGCUGAGGCGUUUCUAUCUGAGGAGCCUAAUGAAGCUGUUUUCGGAGCUCCCAGAGCCGGGCCAGGGCUCUGGGCUUCUCUCAUUAAAAUAAUGGUACCCACCACGGGUCAGGUUUUCCAAACUCAUCGGCUCGAACAGGAUUACGCUGCUCUCUGUUUGGCGCUCGUUAAGUUUGCAAAUCAGGGAGAUCAACUUUUCCUCAUUGUUGGUGUUGCCAAAGACUAUCAACUUAAUCCAAGAAUUAGCAGUGGUGGAUUCUUAUACACGUACAAAGUAAACGCAGACGGCACGGGAAUAGAGCUGCUUCAUAAAUCACCGGUGGAUGAAAUUCCCUUGGCGAUAUGUCCAUACCAAGGGCGUGUUUUAGUUGGGGUUGGAAAAAUGCUGCGACUGUAUGACAUGGGAAAGAAGAAAUUGCUGAGAAAGUGUGAAAAUAAACACAUACCCAACGCAAUAGUAUCGAUUAACGCCGUCGGACAACGGAUUUAUGUGAGUGAUGUACAGGAAUCAGUUUAUGCAGUAAGAUAUAAACGUCAAGAGAAUCAGUUAAUCGUAUUUGCCGAUGACACACACCCACGGUGGAUUACAACAACAUGCGUAUUGGACUAUGACACUGUUGCGACAGCUGAUAAAUUCGGUAAUAUUGCGGUUGUAAGGCUUGCGAGUGGCAUCAAUGACGAUGUGGAUGAAGAUCCGACUGGGAACAAAGCUCUCUGGGAUAGAGGAUUACUAAACGGAGCGAGUCAAAAGGCCGACACUGUAGCCUCUUUUCACGUCGGUGAAACAGUAAUGUCACUACAAAAGGCCACUCUCAUUCCUGGAGGAUCCGAGAGUUUAGUUUAUACAACUCUGAGUGGGACUGUCGGUGUCCUAGUACCGUUCACCAGCCAUGAGGAUCAUGAUUUUUUCCAACAUUUAGAAAUGCACAUGCGAUCUGAGCAUCCGCCGCUCUGCGGUCGUGACCAUUUGUCCUUUAGGUCUUAUUAUUAUCCUGUUAAAAAUGUCAUAGAUGGUGACCUUUGCGAGCAAUUUAAUUCAAUAGAACCUGCUAAGCAAAAAAGCAUCGCCGGUGAUUUAGAAAGAACAGCCUCUGAAGUAUCUAAAAAAUUAGAAGACAUUCGUACACGUUACGCAUUUUAAACUGUCUUGUUUAAUUAUCAUCACAAUCUUCACGUUUAUUUUUACUUUCAUUUUACACACGGAAA
This is a messenger RNA of Cotesia glomerata, 3952 nucleotides long. It is a transcript of the gene Sf3b3, whose product is annotated as splicing factor 3B subunit 3. Gene Ontology annotation, molecular function: U2 snRNA binding; protein binding. Gene Ontology annotation, biological process: mRNA splicing, via spliceosome. The record is from RefSeq and is a predicted model, not a curated record. The coding region runs from base 228 to 3887 and encodes 1219 amino acids. Lineage: Eukaryota; Metazoa; Arthropoda; Insecta; Hymenoptera; Braconidae. Gene Ontology annotation, cellular component: U2 snRNP; nucleus. The transcript has 8 exons.